AUGCCGUCUCGGACAGGUGAUGGGAAGCGUGACCAGCGCAGCCGCGUCUCACUACGAACAGUCCACUCUCCUCUCUCCCGUCACGUCUCAGCUCCAGUGAGUUCCCAUUCCCUCCGUCCGAUUCGGGGAUUGAAACGGGAAUGCGACGGCGACGGAACUUGUGUGUCCAGCACGGGCGAGGCGAACGUGCCGAAGCACUACGACCCGAAGAUGUCGCCGACUUUCCACGCCGUGCAGGCGAUGGAGGCCCGUCAGGAAGCGCGGGAACAGGAAGCGCCGCAGCAGAGGAUCUAUCAUCCGCCUCAGCCGCUAGAAAGAAGCCACUUUUACCCGUCGACGAAGAUUCAGCAGAGCUACUCGUUCAAGAAAGUGAUGGCCGAUGUCCUCGGAGAUUAUCCCGGCGUCUAAUCCGGCGUCUCAUCCCCUCCUUCUGCUUCCUCCGUCUCAUCUCUCUUGGGUAUAUUUCGCUGGAUAAGAGAUACUAACCGAUGACGAAAUGUGAUACGUCCGUUGCAGCUCAUUUCCCUCGGAACGCGACCGGGAAAAAGGUUCUUCCGAAUCGCGAAUCGAAUUUUCCAUCUCCGCGAGCACCGAGUCUUCAUUGUCUUCAUUGUCUUC
Darwinula stevensoni is the source of this 618-nucleotide messenger RNA. NCBI's taxonomy places the organism in Eukaryota, Metazoa, Arthropoda, Ostracoda, Podocopida, Darwinulidae. The record is from the annotation of a GenBank genome assembly.